Messenger RNA from Stomoxys calcitrans (stable fly), 997 nucleotides. Its product is annotated as deoxynucleotidyltransferase terminal-interacting protein 2. The coding region runs from base 73 to 981 and encodes 302 amino acids. The record is from RefSeq and is a predicted model, not a curated record. The transcript is spliced from 4 exons. Gene Ontology annotation, cellular component: nucleolus. NCBI's taxonomy places the organism in Eukaryota, Metazoa, Arthropoda, Insecta, Diptera, Muscidae. Gene Ontology annotation, biological process: RNA processing. Gene Ontology annotation, molecular function: RNA binding.
UCACAUGUUUUUAUUGUUUUGAAACCAGCUUCUUUUUACCCCGUGCGUGGCGACCAUUUUUAAUGCUAGAAAAUGUCCUUAUUUGUGCUUGAUACCUUGGGAAAUCAGGACUUGUUAAAGACAGAAGCAUUUACCGCGCCAAAAUUCAAUAUCAAACAACACAAGGUCAUCGAUGAAAGUACUAAGAAAUCCAAUCUAAGCAAAUUUACAGAUGAACUCAAAACUGAAGAUGAUAAGGUCCAAGAUGACCAACAAGAAUAUGAUUUCUUUGGACUGCCACCUCCAAGCGUGGACAUAUCCGACAUUAUCGCUAACACUUUGUCGGCAAGUCGAAGAAAAGAGUCCAAAGUGGAACAGGAGAUGGAUCAAGUCAUUUUAAAAUCUGAUGAAGCUUCACGCAAUAAAUCUGAGAAGAAACCAAAGCUUAAACGUAUGAUAGAUUUGGACCAUUCAGAUUUUAAUGAGUUUACGGGCAAAAGAGAUGAGUCUCAAAUAUUCAAAACAGACAUACAAAAAGAAUUGGUCAAAACGGAAAUGGUACCCAAUUUGGAGCAGCUUAAAGAAUUGCCAAGUGUAACUCAGAAAAGGCAGCGGGUUCUAAACAGAAUUGAACGUUCAAAAACUAAAGGCAAGAAAUGGUUUAACAUGCCCGCCACUGAAUUGACAGAAGAAGCAGAAAAUGAUUUGAAAAUUCUGCAAAUGCGUUCUGUGCUGGAUCCUAAACAUUUUUACAAGAAGAAUGACUUGAAGGUCUUGCCAAAAUACUUCCAGAUCGGUACGGUGCAACACUCAGCCCUGGACUUUUAUAGUGAACGCCAUGAGCGCAAAAACAAGAAACAUACUUUGGUGGAUGAAUUGUUGGCCGACACUGAAGCACAAAAGUACAUUAAACGUAAGAAUAAGGAAAUUGUUAUGAUGAAACAGAAAUACGCUCAACGUAAGGCCAUGAAAAAGAUGAAGAAACUUAAGAAAAAUAAAUAAUUACAUUUGUUUAUAA